Molecule: messenger RNA, 1719 nt
Organism: Centruroides sculpturatus (bark scorpion)
Lineage: Eukaryota; Metazoa; Arthropoda; Arachnida; Scorpiones; Buthidae
Product: soluble guanylate cyclase 88E-like
Exons: 10
Coding region: 1-1719 (572 amino acids)
Biological process (GO): response to oxygen levels; nitric oxide-cGMP-mediated signaling; cGMP biosynthetic process
Cellular component (GO): guanylate cyclase complex, soluble
Molecular function (GO): oxygen sensor activity; heme binding; guanylate cyclase activity
Source: RefSeq, a predicted model, not a curated record
AUGUAUGGACUCAUACUAGAAAAUUUAAGCCAGUAUGUAUCUACUACCUACGGUGAAAGUAAAUGGGAAGAAAUCAGGCGAUUGGCUGCUGUUGAUCAUGCCACUUUCAGUACACAUCAUGUUUAUCCAGAUAACUACAUUCCGCGCCUUACCUGCAAGGCGUGUAAGGUCUUGUCCGUCUCAGAAAGGGACUUCUUGGAAGGAAUGGGAGUGUAUUUUGUAUCAUAUGUAGGACAAUACGGUUACGAUAGAGUUCUGUCAGUUCUUGGACGUUAUAUGCGGGAUUUUCUUAACGGUUUGGAUAAUCUUCACGAGUAUCUUAAAUUCAGUUAUCCACGUAUGAAAGCUCCUUCAUUCUUCUGUGAAAACGAAACUUCGACCGGUUUGACACUUCAUUAUCGAAGCACCAGGAAGGGUUUCCUUUGGUACACCAUUGGACAGAUUAAAGAAGUGGGUAGACAUUUCUAUAAUACGAAAGUUGAAGUGGAAGUAUUGAGAAUAACCACGAGUUUAGACAAUUUACACGUUAUGAUGCAGUUGACCUUUGAUAACAGAGCAUUCCAAGCGGAGCAAAAGCAUCAAGUGCACAGUGUGGACAGUUUCAUGUUACCGGUCAAGGCCUAUCUCUUUCUACAGAUCUUCCCUUUUUGUAUUGUAUUCGAUCAACAUCUGGUCAUCAGGACAAUCGGUAACAGUCUUCAAGCUGUGAUGCCCAAUAUUAUUGGAAGAAAGAUCCCUCAAGUGUUCGAUUUGACCAGACCUUUAAUCGAUUAUACUUGGAAGGCGAUUUUGGGCCACACAAACAAUAUAUUCGAGCUAACGUCAAUUGAACCAAUCAGAAAGAAAGAUAACAACGAAAAUCACGUAACACACGUGAGAACUAAAUCCGAAAUGGAAUCAUCCGAAGACGAAGAAUACGAUGAUUCGAAAAACGAAGAUAAACUUCUACUCUUAAAAGGGCAGAUGAUGUAUAUGGAAGAAUGGAAGAGUAUAGUUUAUCUCGGGACACCAGUUAUGAGAGAUUUGGAUGCCAUGCUUCAUACAGGUCUUUACAUUAAUGACCUCAGUAUGCAUGAUUUUAGUAGAGAUAUGGUUUUGGCAGGCCAACAACAAUCUGCUGAACUUAAAUUAGCAUUAGAUCAGGAAUUACAAAAGAGUAGGCAACUAGAAGAAUCGAUGAGGAAGUUAGACAUUGAGAUGAAACGAACUGAUGAACUCCUCUAUCAGAUGAUACCCAAACAAGUUGCAGAUAGAUUAAGAAGAGGAGAAGCUGCUGUAGAUACUUGUCAAUACUUUGAUUGUGUUACCAUUUUAUUCAGUGAUGUAGUGACAUUUACUGAAAUUUGUAGUCGUAUAUCUCCUAUGGAAGUUGUAUCCAUGUUAAAUGCUAUGUACAGUUUAUUUGAUCAACUUACUGAAAAACACGGUGUAUAUAAGGUAGAAACAAUAGGAGAUGCUUACAUGGUGGUGUCAGGUGCACCCGAACACGAUCCUAAACACGCUGAGAAGGUGUGUGACAUGGCUUUAGACAUGGUCGUCGUUAUUGGUGGACUUAAAGACCCUUCUACAGGAAGAAGUUUAAGGAUACGUGUUGGUGUACACUCUGGUGCAGUAGUUGCUGGAGUUGUGGGACUUAAAAUGCCAAGGUAUUGCUUGUUUGGUGACACAGUUAAUACCGCAUCCAGAAUGGAAAGCACUAGUGAUGUGUUUAAGUUCUGA